This is a messenger RNA of Durusdinium trenchii, 930 nucleotides long. NCBI's taxonomy places the organism in Eukaryota, Dinophyceae, Suessiales, Symbiodiniaceae. The record is from the annotation of a GenBank genome assembly.
AUGGGGAAGCGGCCCUCAACGGGGUCCGAAGCGUCCGGGAAGUCAAAGGCUAAAAAGACGAAGCCGGAACUUCCAGAUGUACCAAAGGAACAACUGAAGGCUCAGCACUUCAAGAUAUUUGAGCAAUGGUUCCUGACAGACGCCAACAUGGGCGGUGUUGAAAAGCUUUCCGUUUGCAGUUUGAGGGAGUUGGAGGCCUACGGCUGCAGGUCCCUCAAGACCAUCCAUGCUGCUGUUGUGAUGGGUGAGGGUGAUGAUCCUUCCAUGCUGAUCAUGAAGAACAGAGGCAUUUCAUACCAGAGCACGACGCGGAGACGGCCCAACUGCUUCACACUGUACUUCCAGCUGAAGCUCAUCAAGGCCAUGGACAGGGAGGAGGCAUGGUCCAAGGCGUCAGAGGUGGCGCAGGCCUACAGCAUAGGGAAGCUAGAGGCCCAGUCCGCCCUAAACCUCUUCAAGGAGAUCGACUCUGAAGUGUCGGACACCCUGGGACGCCUUGCCGAAUUGAGGAAUUCACCAGACAUCCUCAAGACUGUAUGUGACCGCCUUGGUGGAGAUUUUGAGCAGACACAUGCAAAGCUGAGAAAACCAUAUGGGAUGAAAGACACGGAAUCUUGGGAGACCAUUCAGCGGCGAUGCGCAGGCUUCCACGCCCUGUUGAACCAGUUUCGAUCCAAAUACCCUGAGGAGUUUGUGAAGGCUGAGGAGCCAACACUUGUCAAGGGGUUCCUUUUGAAGCACGCAGAUGCGGAGAUUGAUGUGUUGCUGGAAGAGAGCGUACCACCAGCAGAUAUCUCGCGAGUAGGCAUAUUCCGAGCUCCCGUCGCCAAGCAUAUGAAAAAGGCAAGGUUCGACUUGAGUCUACAGUAUGUUUUGUGUGAUCGCUGCCUCUUUAGUAGUCUGGCGUGUCAGAGAGCAGGUCGAGGCUGA